Messenger RNA from Ectocarpus siliculosus, 885 nucleotides. NCBI's taxonomy places the organism in Eukaryota, Phaeophyceae, Ectocarpales, Ectocarpaceae. The record is from the annotation of a GenBank genome assembly.
AUGAACAUGAAGGGUAACUGGAGCAUCCUGUCUAAGAUCCCGAAGGGAUUGGGACUGGUUUCCGCAGCCGUCAUCGUGAGAAGAAUUCCCGCUCUGCAAUGUGUCCUAAGAGCGGGCGCAGAUCCCAACACACCCGAUGGGGUAGGUUGCAAUGCACUCCAAGUGGCGUGCUUCGAUGGCGACGAUGAACGGCGGUUGUGCAUAGUCCGAGAGCUGCUCAAGUGGGGUGCAAAUCCCAACCUGCGCGGUGGUCCGUAUGGGUCAGCGUUGCAUACAGCAGCAAAGGAAGGCCACACCAACUUGUUCACCACACUCCUCGCGGCGGCACCGGCAACGCUGAACCUCGUCAAUGAACAAGGAUUGACGCCGUUGGGGACGGCGACGUCAUUUGGACGGCACAAGGCGGUGACAUGCCUUCUAUCCCUGGGUGCUAGCGACAGGCAAGUGUUUCAGGAGACUCGUUCGGGCUCGCUCCAAGAGGCUGUUGUCGCCGGCCACGACACGUUACUGUCAUUGCUGCUCGGCAAAGGUUUGGAAGCGGUUGGAGGAUUGGACUCGAUCCCAGACGCCAUGGGGUGCGCAGUGACCAAGAGCAGGACUCGAACACUGAACCUUCUCCUUUCCGUGGAGGGAGAGGAGAGGCGAACGUUUUGGGCGAGGACUCGCGUAAGUGACGACUAUUCCGGAAAGUGCAUGCUGCACUUCGCCGCCGAAUUCACCUCUCUGAGCGCGCGGUCAAGCUGCUCCUCGCGGCCGGGGCGGACGAAGCAGCGGUGGAUAUCAAUGGAGCACUUCCGAGGGAUGUCAUCGGGACAGCCCAACCGGAAUUCGGUCCUCCAACGGAGAGGGACCCAACAAAGGAAGCGGCCAUCGCCCGGGUGCUAA